CACACACACACACACACACAGGUGGCCAGCUUCACUGGCUUCAUCCUCCUUUCAGUCUCCCAGCAGUCUUGGGAGGGAGCAGGAAUAGUUAAGCCCCUUUUAGAGAUGAGGAAACAGCAGCUCAAGGUCAGCAUCAGAGCUUGUCCUCUGAGAAACUAAGGAAGGAGCGCCCCUGAGUUUUGAAGGCCUACCCUUAUUUGGUUCUAGAGGCCCAGCUGAGGGGGGCCUGGAACUCCUCCCCCAGCCCUCUUCUGGCUUAGCCCCAUAAGAUGUCACUGAAUGAGGUAUGAAGACUUACCAGCAAAUGCCUGCACUUGCAGUAAUGGUCCCCAAGCCCCUGCCCUAGCUGCCCACUCCGGCCACAGUUCACCUAAGGGUGGUUUCCCCUUCAUGCUCUCACACUACCUUUUGCACCUGCCUCUUGCCUUACCACAUUUCCGCACUUAGCAGGUCUCUGGGGCCUUGGGUGUCUCAGUCUUACAUCCUGUGUGACCUUGAGACUGCACUCAACUCCCACUUGCCCCACACCUACACACACCGGCACCGGGACAGGACUGGCCAGAUGCAGCUGUUAAGACUCUGGAUAUGGACAGACCCAGAUUUUUUGUUGGUGGUGGAACUGGGGUUUGAACUCAGGGCUUCGCACUUGCAAAGCAGGCCACACCUGUAGUCCAUUUGGCUCUGGUUAUUUUGGAGGUGGGGGUCUCAAAGAACUAUUUGCUGGGCUGGCCUUGAACUGAGAUCCUCCCUGAUCUCAGCCAACCCCUCCUGGCUCCAGAUUCAAAUUGUAGCUCUAACAUGGAAUUGCUUAUUGCUUGCUGGAAUUGCCUUCUUAUCUGGACCCCAGUUUGGCCUUCUAUCACAGUGGGUCCACAUCAGUGAGCCCAGAUAGGCAGAGGUUUACAUAGAUUUCAGUUCUCGCACAGGGGCCUAGCCAGCGUUACUUCCUCUUGCCCCCAGGCAUGGACACAGUAACCUGCAAGAGGGUAGGCCCAGGGGGCUGGUGGAGUGGCUCAAGUGGUACAGCACCUGUCUAGCAAGCGUGAGGCCCUGAGUUCAAACCCCAGAAUCACCACACACAAAACCACACACGCACAAAAAAAGGGUAGGCCCAGGCCUGUCCUUGAGGUCAGGGUAACCUGGGUCCCAUGACUGAGCUGGUGUGACUCCAGCACCUUCCUCAGGAUGUGGGGGCCAGGUAGGGGGCUGGGCCCAGAGUUGGAGGCAUUUCCUGUGUUGAAGGAAGUCCUCUUGCCAUUUCUGCUGCCCUGCAGCCAUCCUAGGAGCCCUGUGUCCUUGAGGUUUUGAGGCUCUAGGAACCAGGGCGCUGCAAGCAGGCCUUGGGUGCUCAGCUCCUCAGGGACCCUGGAGGAAGUGGGAGGUACAGGGAGGAAGGUCUCUGGGGACAGGACGUCCUCCCUUUGUCCAGCAGGCAGAACCCAGACACCCGUGGCCCCAUGAGUUUCCCGUCCUGGCCAAAACCAGUUGUGUGUCCCCUUGGGCCAGGCUUUAGUAAGGACCCUUACUCUGAGCCCAGCCCACAGCCACGGUGUAUAGGUGGGAACUGGGGGACCCCGGCAACCCCAGGGCUGCUCAGACUCUAGGACAAUCAAGGCCAAGACCCCACAGCCAGCCUCUGGCCCUGCCCAGUGCUAAGCCGGGGAGGGGGCUGGAAACCUCAGCCCUAGGCAGACAAGGAAGUGGCCAGGAAAGCGGAAGCAGCUUUGAUGGUCUCAGAGGGGGCCGGAAGCCAACGGGGGUGGUAGAGGACUAGGCUGGGGGCCUAUGUUCCUGUUUUCUCCCCAGGCACCUCUGAGCAGCCCCCUCCUCCUUCAGAGCAGGAUCUGCUGCCGUAACCUCAGCUUGCCGGCUGGGCACCAAACACCAGUGCCUGCCAAUGCUGCCCGGCCCCCAGAGAGUCAGGCCCACAGAGCACACCCAUGUGGGCUGGUGGUGUGGGGAGCCCUCGGCGGGGCAUGGCCCCUGCACCUACUGAUGACCUCUUUGCCCGUAAGCUUCGCCAGCCAGCCCGGCCCCCACUGACACCACACACAUUUGAGCCAAGGCCAAUCCGGAGCCCACUUCUGCGCAGUGGCAGUGAUGCAAGUGAGGCCCGGCCCCCAACACCAGCCAGCCCCCGGGCCCGGGCCCACAGCCAUGAGGAGGCUAGCCGUCCUGCCGCACCCCCCACUCGGCUUUUUACUGACCCACUGGCACUGCUGGGGCUGCCAGCCGAGGAGCCAGAACCCACCUUCCCACCUGUGCUGGAGCCCCGAUGGUUUGCUCACUAUGACGUGCAGAGUUUGCUCUUUGAUUGGACACCACGGCCAAAGGGGACAGGAGGCCAUGCAGAGGCCAGCUCUGGGACCCCAGCCUUGGCUGAGGACCAGGCCACCAGCUCAGACCUGCUGCUUGGAGCACCUGGCUUUGUGAGCGAGCUUGGGGGUGAGGGUGAGCUAGGUCUGGGUGGACCAGUGUCCCCACCUGUGCCUCCUGCACUGCCCAAUGCGGCCGUGUCCGUUCUGGAAGAGCCACAAAACCGGACUGAGGCCUACAGCCUGGAGCAUGCAGACCUAGGUGCUGGAUACUACCGCAAGUACUUCUUCGGCAAAGAACACCAGAACUUCUUUGGAAUGGACGAGGUGUUAGGCCCAGUGGCAGUGAGCCUGCGGCGGGAGGAGAAGGAGGGCAGCGGAGGGGGCACCCUGCACAGCUACCGUGUCAUCGUGAGGACCACACAGCUCCGGACCCUACGAGGUACCAUCUCAGAGGACGCACUGCCACCAGGGCCCCCAAGGGGCCUGUCCCCAAGGAAGCUUCUGGAGCACGUGGCACCACGGCUGAGCCCAAACUGCCUGCGACUGGGCUCCGCUUCUCCCAAGGUGCCACGCACACUGCUUACGCUGGAUGAGCAAGUGCUGAGCUUCCAGCGCAAGGUGGGCAUCCUGUACUGCCGGGCAGGCCAGGGCUCGGAGGAGGACAUGUACAACAAUGAGGAGGCAGGAGCAGCCUUCAUGCAGUUCCUUACCUUGCUGGGCGACGUGGUGCGGCUCAAAGGCUUUGAGAGUUACCGGGCCCAGCUGGACACCAAAACGGAUUCCACUGGCACGCAUUCCCUCUACACCACCUACCAGGACCACGAGAUCAUGUUCCACGUCUCCACGAUGCUGCCUUACACCCCUAACAACCAGCAGCAGCUCCUGAGGAAACGCCACAUUGGCAAUGACAUCGUGACCAUCGUGUUCCAGGAGCCUGGCAGCAAGCCCUUCUGCCCCACCACUAUCCGUUCACACUUCCAGCAUGUCUUCUUAGUGGUGCGAGCACAUGCUCCCUGUACCCCGCACACUUCAUACAGGGUAGCCGUGAGCCGCACUCAGGACACUCCGGCCUUUGGGCCUGCUCUGCCUCCUGGUGGAGGCCCCUUUGCAGCCAAUGCUGACUUCCGGGCCUUCUUGCUGGCCAAGGCGCUCAAUGGUGAACAGGCAGCGGGUCAUGCACGUCAAUUCCACGCGAUGGCUACGCGCACGCGCCAGCAGUACCUCCAAGACCUGGCCACCAAUGAGGUGACCACUACAUCGCUAGACUCUGCCUCGCGCUUCGGCCUGCCCUCUCUGGGUGGCAGGCGCCGGGCCACCCCUCGGGGCCCUGGUGCUGAGCUGCAGGCUGCGGGUGCGCUGAUGUGGGGCGUGCGCGCAGCGCCCGGGGCGCGGGUCUCGGCGGGAGUCGAAGUGGGCGGUCCCGACGCCUCUGAGGUGCCCUGCCUGCUGGGCAUUUCGGCGGAGGCAUUGGUUUUGGUGGCGCCGCGGGACGGUCGGGUAGUCUUCAACUGUGCCUGUCGCGACGUGCUAGCCUGGACCUUCUCGGAGCAUCAGCUUGACCUAUACCACGGCCGCGGGGAGGCGAUCACGCUGCGGCUCGACGGAGCUCCGGGUCAAGCCGUGGGUGAGGUCGUGGCGCGCCUGCAGCUGGUGAGCCGUGGCUGUGAGACGCGCGAGCUGGCGUUGCCCCGCGACGGCCAAGGCCGCCUGGGCUUCGAGGUGGACGCCGAGGGCUUUAUCACGCACGUGGAGCGCUUCACAUUCGCCGAGACCACGGGGCUUCGGCCCGGGGCGCGCCUGCUGCGCGUGUGCGGCCAGACGCUGCCCCGCCUGGGUCCCGAGGCUGCAGCCCAGUUGCUGCGCUCCGCGCCCAAGGUCUGCGUCACCGUCCUGCCCCCGGAUGAGAGCGGCCGUCCCCGCAGGAGCUUUUCAGAGCUGUACACGCUGUCCCUGCAGGAGCCCAGCCGACGGGGGGCCCCAGAGUCUGUGCAGCAUGAGACCCUGGAGGUGAUCCUGCUGCCCCCCAAAAAACAGCUGCUGCGUCUGUGCCUGCAAGAUGGUAGUGGACCUCCAGGGCCUGGGGAGCUGGCCGAGGAGAGGACUGAGUUCCUGCAUAGCCAGAACUCACUGUCACCCCGAAGCUCCCUGUCAGAUGAGGCUCCAGUUCUGCCCAACACCACCCCAGACCUCCUCCUUGCCACCACAGCCAAGCCAUCAGCACCCAGUUCAGGCAGAGACACACCCCCCUCCCAGGUGAGCAUAAACAAGGCCAUGGAGGUCAAAGACACAGAGGUGACAAUGGGUGUCACUGCAUCCACAUCUACUUCUCCCCAGCACCAGCCAGGCAGCCCCAGUAGCUGUGAGGACAAGGUUGACCCGGCCCCAGAACUGAGGGCCUCCUUCCUGCCACGAACCUUGUCUCUUCGGAACUCCAUCAGCAAGAUCAUGUCGGAGGCUGGCAGUGAGACCCUGGAAGAUGAGUGGCAGUCCAUCUCAGAGAUCGCCUCCACUUGCAAUACCAUUUUGGAGUCGCUGUCCCGGGAGGGACAGCCCAUCCCAGAGAGCGGAGAGCCCAAGGGAACUCCAAAGUCUGAUGCUGAGCCAGAACCUGGGAGCCUGUCAGAGAAGGUCUCUCACCUGGAGUCCAUGCUUAGGAAGCUGCAGGAUGACCUGCAGAAGGAGAAGGCUGACAGGGCUGCCCUAGAGGAGGAGGUGCGGAGCCUCAGGCACAACAACCAGCGCCUGCUGGCUGAAUCAGAGAGUGCGGCCACCCGCCUGCUCCUGGCCUCCAAGCAGCUGGGUUCACCUGCCACCGACCUGGCCUGACUAUGAGCCUGCUUGGAACUGCAUGGCCCUUCAGGGCACCUGAGUCAUACGGGUGGCCCUUGGCCUUCCUCAGGACCUCUCCCUGCGCCGAGGCGCGUCUUAGCACUGCCCCCCACUCCCCAGCCCCUUUGGUGGCAAAGGUGCCCCACCUGUCCCUGUUUGUAAAUAUUCUGUGGAGAAAAGGGGACAUCAGGGAGUAAAGAAGCCACA
Messenger RNA from Castor canadensis (American beaver), 5354 nucleotides. NCBI's taxonomy places the organism in Eukaryota, Metazoa, Chordata, Mammalia, Rodentia, Castoridae. The record is from RefSeq and is a predicted model, not a curated record.